Colletotrichum acutatum is the source of this 267-nucleotide messenger RNA. RefSeq lists its product as uncharacterized. NCBI's taxonomy places the organism in Eukaryota, Fungi, Ascomycota, Sordariomycetes, Glomerellales, Glomerellaceae. The record is from RefSeq and is a predicted model, not a curated record. The transcript has a single exon. The coding region runs from base 56 to 265 and encodes 69 amino acids.
UUCAUUUUCCAAAGUAGAGUUACUUUUGCAAAUGCACCUCUGAUUAUAGCUCGAUAUGAACGGUUCGCUGUCUUUACCACUAGAACUGAGCUGCACAAGGUCUUACAUCCGCUUUACUGAAGUGAUUCAGUUCUUCAGGAAGCUUUGGUAUAGGAGCAGACUUCGCAAGACCAUACAUAAAGUAGAGGCUGUCCUCGCCACAUCAUCUGAUACGAUAUCUGGGAGCGCCUUUAUUGACAAAACCACAACCCGUCGCUCUUCGUGACG